Molecule: messenger RNA, 1392 nt
Organism: Equus caballus (horse)
Lineage: Eukaryota; Metazoa; Chordata; Mammalia; Perissodactyla; Equidae
Gene: URM1
Product: ubiquitin related modifier 1
Biological process (GO): tRNA thio-modification; protein urmylation
Cellular component (GO): cytoplasm; nucleus
Molecular function (GO): protein tag activity
Source: RefSeq, a predicted model, not a curated record
UCCGUUCGCGGCGACCGGAAGUGGGGCGGGAGGGCCGGAAGUUGAAGGGAGUUUCCUGCGAGCUCGGCUUCCUCAACAUGGCAGCGCCCUUGUCAGUGGAGGUGGAGUUCGGAGGCGGCGCGGAGCUCCUGUUUGAUGGUGUAAAGAAACAUCAGGUCACCUUGCCUGGACAAGAGGAACCCUGGGACAUCCGGAACCUCCUUGUCUGGAUCAAGAAGAAUUUGCUGAAAGAGCGGCCGGAGUUGUUCAUCCAGGGAGACAGCGUGCGGCCAGGAAUCCUGGUGCUGAUUAACGACGCCGACUGGGAACUGCUGGGUGAGCUGGAUUACCAGCUUCAGGACCAGGACAGCAUCCUCUUCAUAUCCACGCUGCACGGUGGCUAAGGGUUCCUCUCUGCCUCGGUCCCCUUGGGGUGGCGAGAAGAGAACAAUCAGACAUUCCCUUGGGCCCUGCUUCCAGAUCUCCCUGUCCCCCUUGGCUGCUUUCUUCCUUGCUCUGUCCCCUGAGCUCCCUCCAGGCAGGGAAAAGAGGCCAGGUGCUAAAAAUGAGCCUUUCUCAGGCACGUGAGCAGGGAAGACAGGCGGGCAGGCGCCUGAGCCCAGCACUUCCUCUCCCAGCAGCCGAAGUGGGGGAGGGUGCCCUUGGUUUGUCAAGAGUGGAGGGGCUCUGCGCCCAGGUGACCCAGCCACCUUCCACUCCUUGUGUCUCAGCCUAAACACUGACCAUUGACAAGUCGCACCAGCUCUUGGGCUGCAGUGUCUCAGUGGGGAAGACGAAUGAACCUAAAUAGCUCGUGGGAGGCCCCUCCCUUCUCAAAGAGUACAGGAGUCUCCGCCUCAGUUUCCCCAUCUGGACAGCCAAGGGCUCUGCCUGUCCCCCACUGAUAUCAUUAUAGAACCCCAGCUGGGGUCCCCUAUUCAGUGCUGACCCCCUCCCCCCACCCAGCAGCUGCUCUUCCAACCACACCCCUCCUCCUGCUCCCCUCAUCCCCAGCCCUUGACCCUGGCUGGCCUUCCCCCCCACGGGCCACCAGAUGGGCUCCUGAGACCCUCCCCCAGCAAAAGGCUGCCUGCAGCUCAUUCUGGAGAGAGGGAGGGAGUAGGCUGACCCUUGGACUGGCAAAUAGAGGCCUGGGGGGGAGGGUCAAUGUGCCUCAGUUUCCUCCUCAACAACUGAAUAUUUAUAGUAUCUGAAAACUGGGGUGAUAUUUGAUGGCACAAAUGUGGACUUUCUCUCCCUUCCCACCUCCUGCAGGAAGCAGGAUCGGGGCAGGCAGUACCUGGUAGGCAGGAUGGUUCUCCCCUCCUCCCUCCACCCCUUCUGGAAGUCUUGGGACCUCAGUGCCUGCAACAGCUGGCCUUGGGCAAAUAAAAGACUAGGUUGUUUACUAGC